GCGAGUUUCCAACAUGGCGUCCAGCCGGGUGUCGGAGAGGGAGGUCCAGGAGGAACUGAGACGCGCUGCCACUGCAACCCUCGACUACUGCCUCCACAAAUACUCCCUGCUCAUCAUUGUCGGACGGACAGCUCGCUUCAGACAGACGGACCACAUCAGCAGGGAGAUCGAACGAGGUAUUCGGUCCUGGGACGUGGACUCAAAAUCUUCUAACUUAAACCUCUAUCUCCAAGAAUUCCUCUCCCACCAUACUGUCUCUUUUAAGGGAGCAGGGCAGAAGUGUCUGCGCCACUGUACCAGAGUGUUGGACACUCAGGUACUCAUCAGCCCAUCUCAAGAACAGGCUCAUUCAGAGGUGUUUGCUCUGCUGUCCAGGGAAUCGGCUCAUAAGCUGUUGAUCUUAACUGGCCUGAGUGUGGAGGAAAGUGGAGAGCUUCUGUUUCACAGAGGACUGUUUUCACCACAUCAGCUGAAACAAAUACUAUCAGAGCAGUUCCAAGCUCAGGAGAGCUUUACCUCCACAAAAAUCAAUCUGACCCUCAGCUGUCCUAACGUCAGCCGGUGGAGGAAGACUCUUUUGGGAAAUCCACCCCUGCAGGGUCCCUUCACUCUACAUAUAAACCCCCCAGAGGUGCUGCCUGCCAUGGAGUCUCUGGGGGAAUUCACAUCCCUCAUUUCUGGCACCAUAUGCCCCACUUCCCCCUUUGACCUCUUGCCACCUCCUACCACUGUGGGUUUCCUCAAGCUGUCCCGUCCCUGCUGCUAUGUGUUCCCUGCCGGCCGUGGCGACUGUGCCUUCUUUGCCGUUAACGGCUUCACGGUGCUGGUGGAUGGGGGCUCGGACUCUCAGGCCUGUUUCUGGAAGCUGGUUCGUCACCUUGACCGUGUUGAUGCACUCCUGUUGACGCACGUCGGGACAGAAAACCUCCCAGGAGUCAUCUCCUUCCUGGAGAGGAAGGUGGCAGAGAAAGAGCUAAGUGCUGAUGUCAAAGAUGACUUGACUAAGAGGCUCAUCUCUCCAGAGCUUGGAGUUGUGUUCUUUAAUGCUCCCAGCAUGUUGCAGGUGGAACAACAGCCUUGUGUAGACAAGGAACUAAAGAGUACACAGCAAGCAGCAACAACCCUGCAGCUUUUAAAGAGGUUAGACAUCAGGCCACAGCCAAUGUUUCGACCACAAGGCGCCCAGAUCAAGCCACUAACCCUAUUUCAAAAGAUGGGAGUGGGACAGCUGGAUUUAUACAUUCUCAGCCCAGACAAAACCAGCCAAGAGUAUGAGACAUUUAUGCAAAACUGGCCUGAUGGAGUAUCGUCAGCAUCCAAAUCCCAAACUCUCCCUCUCACUGCCCUGGCCUCAGUUUCUGCUCUCCUUGUUUGGCAUCCAGCUUGCCCCCAAGAGAAGGUGGUUAGGGUGUUGUUUCCAGGCAUAACUCCACAAGCAAAGCUACUACAGGGGCUGGAGAAACUCAAAGGCCUGGAUUUCCUCCAGAAACCUACUGUUACUACUGGAGACCUCGAAAGGCUGGGGGAGGACAAAAAGACCAAGAGGACAGAGAGCCUGGAUAGCUGCAGAUCCCAGGGUAAGGAUGCAACACCCAAACAUGUGAAGGAGCGAGGAGUUCGGGAAGAGGGUAAGGAUGGACAGUCAAAAGAAAGAGGAAAGACGUUAAAUGGAGUUGGAGCAAGAGAUACUGAUAAAACCAAAGUUAAAGAGACAGGGAUAAAACAAAAAGCAGCAGCAUCAGAAAAGAAUUCUUCAAAGAAAGGAGCAGGGAAGGAUGGGAAAAAAGAGGAGAACAGCAGGAACAGUGAGAUAAAAAAGGAUGGCAUUCCCUCCAAACUAAAGAAUGAAAAUAAAACAAAGCUCAAAAAAGAAACAAAGAAUGAUUCUAAAACAGGAGAAAAGAAAACACGCAAGCCAUCAGGGAAGGAGGCAAAUGAUAGCAAGAAGUUACAAGUAAAUAUCAAUCUGCCAAACAGCCAAAAAUCAAACACUGCAGCUGGGUCAAAAAUCCUGGAGCCACAGUGUCUAGAUGCUGUGCAGCAGAAUCAAAAACCAGAGACAGAGCUUGAGGAAAACCCCUGUGGCUCCAAGAUAUCGACCCCAGAGGAUAUGACAGCUGAUUUUCUUCAGCUUCAGAAGGAAAAAGAAAUGGAGGAAACAGCUGAUAAAGACAAACAGAAAAGCACUGAGUCAGGAUGUGAAAAGAUCCUUGAAGGCUUGAGUGAAGAAACAUGCAACAAAACUGCUGAGAGAUCUGUGGAGGAAGCAACAGGUGAUUCGGGGGUAACGGAAGUAGAAUGUGGUGAUAAUGGAAUGCAGCAUAUGCCUGUAACUAGUGAGAAAGCAGGAGGAAACCCACAGAAAAACCUUCAAGAACAGCCUGUAAAUAUAAGCAAACCAGCAAAGGUUGCAGGGUUUCCUUUUCCCUUGGACAAAGCACCAAAGAACGAGUGGGAAAUCCAGCAAGACAUAACUCCAACUGAGUACACUCUUCUAGAUGGGGCUUUAAGAAACACCCCUCCCUCGCAGUCAUCUCCUGAGAACCAGGCCCCUAACAGCCCUGAAGAGGAGACUGUGGAGCCAGUGUCCCCUGACUCGCGACCAAACAGCGCAGGCCACACUCCUUAUUGUCUAUCUCCAGAUGAUGUAUGGUGCAACAGGGCCACUCUCAGCAGGCUGCAAGCACAGAUGAGUAAUCAGGAUUCAGCUGAUGCCCAUGAGUCUAAUGGUUCAUCCAGGCAAAGUGAGGGGCAGCUGAAAAGCUGUUCGGAAAACCACAAAAAAUCCAGAGAGAAACAUUUAAGUUUCCUCCCACUGGGUACAUUUAAAGAUGGCUCCUCAGACCCUUCUCCCUCUGUGACCACCACUACUACGACACACUCGAUGCCAGCAGAGGUGAGCUCGCCUCAGUCCACAGAAGUGGACGAGUCACUGUCCAUGUCCUUUGAGCAGGGUCCAACCAAUAUGAGCCAGAGAGAAGGAGAAGAUAGCGUUCAUCUCUCUCACUCUAAUGGUGGCCAUUUUGUGGGGAUACCUUUACCAGUGAAGAAGCCUCCUAGAUCUUUUGGUCAGAGUUCAGAGAUGGGGAAAUCUUUUACACCUAACACACUUCAUUUUGAAGCAUCAGCCCACGAUGUGGACCUGUGUUUGGUUUCUCCUUGUGAGUUCAAGCAUUUCAAACCUCCUGACUCCAGCUCAGGUGUCACUGAAGCCUCCAGAGGAGCCUUCGCUCCACAUCAUCAAGGCAAUAAUAACAACCCCAGAGACAUGUCACCUAGUGAAUCAAAUGCUCCCGCCUGCACAGAAGACUGCCCGUCCACCACAGCUGAUGGAGCCCUGGACUCAGAUGAGGAUGAGUCAUGUAGUGAAUCAUCCAACUCUCCACGUGACCUCAACACCAGUCAGGCUCUGCCCCCGGACCCUCUUCCAGCCCCUUUCAGAGACAGUCCUCCUCUUCCUCCUCACCCUGACACCUCCAUGCCAGUUCCUCAGUCAGAUUCUGAAGCUCACGGGAAAAGAGCAAAGGCCACCGGCAAGCGAAGCAAACAAAUGCUGGGGGUUGUUGAUGGCCCUAAAAAACCCAGCUCAGGGAAAAGCAGGACAGGGAGCCAAGGUGGAGUCACAAAGGGAACCGCCUCCUCUCCUCGUGCGCUUUCCUCCAGCACUCGCUUGACACCAGCAAAAUCUUCACCCAGUCCAGGCUCUAAGUCCACCUCUACUGAGGAAGUCAGUGUGUAUGUGGACCUGGCUUAUAUUCCCUCUGGAGCUUCGACUUCCACAGUCAGUGUGGACUUCUUCAGGUGUGUUCGCUCUUCCUGCUACAUUAUCAGCGGCAACAGUCCAGAACGGGAGCAGCUAAUGAGGCAAACUCUGGAAGCUCUACUGGAUGGGAAGAUAUCCUGGCCUGACACUAUGCAGGUGACAGUUAUCCCCACCUUUGAGUCAGUGUCAAUGCAGGAAUGGUACCAGGAGUCUCUGGACAGACAGCGGGAGCUGAACAUCACCGUCCUGGGUUCGAACAGCACGGUCGCCAUGCAGGAUGAAACCUUUCCUGCCUGCAAGAUUGAGUUCUGAGGCAGACUGACAGAUGCAUUAUGGAGAAUGGAGGCUUAAUGAUGGAAAUGUGUAUACUUAUAUAAGGUGGUAACAACACCCCCUGCUGGCAAAUCCUCUUUGGUUGGGCUUCUUUUAGCAGCUGGAAGUCACAAUUAUUUCUCCUUUUCUAGAAAGGAAUUCUCACAUCUCUUUAGGUGGUAUUGCAUGCCUUUUUUUUUUACCCAUGACCCUGUGCAAAACAGGAGAGGAGAUCAUACUGACUGCAAGAGAGGCGUGUCAGCCUGCAAACAUAGAGUCAUGUGAAAGUUAUUGCUGUAGAUUAUUCAAAUUUGAAGACACUACCUGUAGGCUUGCUCUGAUUGUGGUGUACUUGGGACAAAUUUGCUGCAUCUCAUCCAACAAUUAUUCAUUUACCUGAGAGAAAUUCAGUUUUUUUCUUUUUAUAAAAACUGAACCUACAUUGCAUCUUUAAGAAAUGCACAUUUAGGGUUUGUGGUCAGGUGUUUGUUGUGAGCACUGUAAGCAUAAAUGAGUCGAACUGUGCUGUGUGUUGUAGCUGCUUUCAAAGGUUUUGUGUCAGUGUGGCUUCUGUGUGAAGAUUCAAGAGGUGCAGACUCUGAGAAACACUUUAUGACCUCUUGUCAGCCACCAGCGAGUGAUAAUUGCUUAAUCUGAGGGAUUGGUUUAACAUAUUAUUAAAUUUAACAGCAUUACAUCAAUUGUGUUAUUAAGAACUGUCCUGCAAUUGUAAUCCUUUAAAAGUGCUCAUAUUCAUGCAAAUCAGGAACCAGGCUGUAAAUGCUUUUAUAGAAAUAGAUAAUCACUUGGCGUCUUUAAAAAAUUAAAAUGGGUUUAAAAUUGUGGAUAUGCAGUAAUCAUACAGUUUGCUUUUAAAAUGUUAUUAUGCAUCGUGUGAAGUCACAGUUCAGUCACAGUGGGUGGUGAUGGAAACUUUACUAUCUGUAAAUAAUUCUGAUUAUAUUUAUUUGACCAAAUAAUCCUGAAACUAGAAUGAAAGAAUGACCAGAAUUAAAUUGACAGCAGUACGUAUUUUUGCAGUUCAAGUUUUGCAGGUCAAUUAUUAUCCAAUCACCAGUAUUAUUAUUUUUAUGUUAUUGAUUAUUAUUUUGUUAAUUACUCCUUGAAUAAACUAGGUAAAAUGGGUGCAAGGGUAGGGAAAAUACAGGCAACGUUCAACUGAUAGAUUUUCAAUUUAUUGUUAGCAUAACAAUAAACUGAAAGCCUAGAAUUGAAUUUACCACUUUUACCAAAAUUAUUCUUUAAAAUUACACAAACAUUUCUUUAACUUCCUAAACCUGCAAAAGUAUCCCAAAACACUUUAAAAGUAAUUUUAAGUUAGUGAUUUGGAAUCUUAAAUGGAUGAUAUUUACCCGCGUCCAGGCGUAAAAACCCCCAUUUUUGCAUUCAGGUCACAUGAAUGUGCAUGUGGAGUUUUCUUAAUACCAAAGCAUGACGAAUCAAAAAGAAGUCAAAAAUUUUGUAUUUUGUUUUUCUCCUGCACUUGAAUGCUGCCUCAAAACACAAAAAAACAUGGCAUUUUUAUUCAAUAUCUAAAAGAUCUUAAGUUUUUUUUCUUUUUUUGCUGACAUUAUAGAUACACUGUUAAAAAUCCUCCUAUCUUUGUAUUAACCUCAAGUAAUUUUUAUUUAUGCACUCAUCUUCCUUUUUCUCUCUUAUUCUCAAAAAAUGUUUCAGACAAUAUUACAAAUGUAAUAUUUCACUUCUUCCCUUUGUUAACAAAGGAUACCAUUUUGAUUGAUUUAUUGGGACUGAAGGGUUAUCAUGGGUAACAACUUCUUGAAGCCAAAAGUAACCAGGGAAUUGUACCUUCAUGUGUAUGUGUUUCGCAUGUAAAUGAAAAAAAUGUCCUGUAUGUUGUUUCAUUCAUGAUAUUCAUGAAGAAAGAGAGCAAAGCAAUGUAGUAGAGUGGAGACAGAGUUGUAGGGGUGAACAGGUGACUUUUGAAAAACUUUCACUUUGUAGACCAUGUCAAAAUGUGACGGUUGUGGGGCUGGGAGUACUGUAUGAAUAAAGAAUGUUUAUCAUC
Messenger RNA from Melanotaenia boesemani (Boeseman's rainbowfish), 6125 nucleotides. It is a transcript of the gene map1sb, whose product is annotated as microtubule-associated protein 1Sb. The transcript has 10 exons. Gene Ontology annotation, molecular function: microtubule binding; actin binding. Lineage: Eukaryota; Metazoa; Chordata; Actinopteri; Atheriniformes; Melanotaeniidae. Bases 14 to 4075 code for a protein of 1353 amino acids. Gene Ontology annotation, cellular component: synapse; neuronal cell body; microtubule. Gene Ontology annotation, biological process: microtubule cytoskeleton organization; dendrite development; regulation of microtubule depolymerization. The record is from RefSeq and is a predicted model, not a curated record.